UUCUUAAUCAGUUUUAAAAAAUUAUAUAUUAUAUAAAUAUACUAAAUAUUUGAGCAAUGCCAAUUUCGGAGCUAUACAUAAGAUUUUUAUGUAUAGAAACUCCGAGAAAAUCCAGGAUUCUGCCAGAGGAACUCCAAAUCGAUUUGUAGCGCAAGGUAUGAAACCGAUUUCUCUCUAAAGCCCUCGACUCCUAAUCUUCCUCGCUCUAAACCCUAAUUGAUCACCCUUUGCUUUUGCUUUCUCGGACUCGACAUUCACAUCUGAAAUCUCACUUUCAUUAAGAUUUUCAUUCUCUUACAUAUAAAUUUCCAGCUCUUUCUCUUGAUUUCACUCAAAUAGAGAACUUGUAUGAUUUGAUUCUCGAGGUUUGUUAUUGGCCAGAUUAUCUAAUGUGUAAAUUUAGCAGCCUUUGGUGGAUUGUUUUGAUCUGGGUCUCUUGAAAUUGGUAAGGUUUGAGUUGGAUUUUGUAUUUUCAGAUCAAAUUCUUUGUUUCAUAAGAAAAAUCCAUGAUUGUUUGAGCUAAAUGGAGCUGUAGCUAUACUUCUGUAGUGGAAAAAUUGCUACGGUAUUUUUAUUAUGAUAGUUAAGAUAAUUCAGCUUCCAGUAAAACCAAGUUUUGGAAAAUUUUAGAGAGAAGUCAAAGGGUUGUUACAGAUGGGGAAGCCAUUGUUUUAUGAAAUUGUGGAAAAACCGGCUACUAGUUGUAUAAUUGGGAUAUGCAGUGCCAUAUGGUUUUACAUACAGAAGAAAAACAUUGGGUAUUCACAUGUGGGAUUAAGUUAUGAAACUGCCAUUGAAGGGCACCAUUGGAGGAUAAUCACUUCAGCUUUUUCACAUAUUAGUGUUCUUCAUCUUGUUUUCAAUAUGAGUGCAUUGUGGAGUCUUGGUGUAGUAGAGCAGUUGGGGCACAUGGGCCUUGGUGUGGCAUAUUAUCUUCAAUACACACUUGUGCUAGUCGUCUUGUCUGGAGUAUUAGUAUUGGGAAUUUACCAUAUAUUGAUACAAAGAUUCAAGGUAGAUUACUUUCGGAGAGUGACAGCUGUUGGGUAUUCCUGUGUUGUUUUUGGGUGGAUGACUAUUCUUUCCGUGAAGCAGCCUUCCUCAAAGUUGGAUCUUUUUGGGUUUCUUUCUCUACCCAUUAGUUUUGCACCUUUUGAGUCAUUAAUUUUUACAUCAAUUAUUGUUCCGCAAGCAAGUUUUCUUGGUCAUUUAUCAGGAAUUAUUGUUGGGUAUGCUAUAGCGUGGGGUUUGAUUCAUGGGAUGAACAAUUUCUGGGCAAUCUCAAUGCUGGGAUGGAUUGUGGUCAUUUUCGUGUUCAGUUUGAAGCGGUCUGGUGCAUAUGAUUUUAACUUCCUUGAGAUUGAAUCUGUUACAGAUCCUUCAUUGCCUUCUGUGCGAUUUCUUGGGAAUGGUAGAACCUUGCAGAUGAGUGCAUUACCGCUUGAAGGUGUUGAAGUUGUAUAAACUCUGGUAAUGAUCUUAUUUCGUAGAUUGGUCAUGACUUAAUGAAGUCUCCCUCCCAUAGAAUGCAUGUUGUUGACCUGAGUGGUUUGCAAGGUUUUCAUUACCCAUUGUCAGCCCCCCUAUGUUUUGUCUGUUGUACUGCAGAUUCUUCUUUAUUUCCCUUUUCAGAUUGCUUGGUCCUUUGGAUCUCAUUGUUUUGAUUUUGAAUAUCUAGUAUAUUGUUACAAGAAAUUUCCAGAAAUAAUAUAAAUGAACAUCAGACACUUGCCUUGUGUGAAA
Messenger RNA from Manihot esculenta (cassava), 1743 nucleotides. RefSeq names its product RHOMBOID-like protein 13. Gene Ontology annotation, molecular function: serine-type endopeptidase activity. The record is from RefSeq and is a predicted model, not a curated record. Lineage: Eukaryota; Viridiplantae; Streptophyta; Magnoliopsida; Malpighiales; Euphorbiaceae. The coding region runs from base 655 to 1464 and encodes 269 amino acids. Gene Ontology annotation, cellular component: membrane. The transcript has a single exon.